AUGCACUGUGGACAGAAGGGGGGGCAGGAGGCACCACAGCUGGACCAAAGGUCUGGGCAGAGGCUGCAGCGUCUAGGAGAUGCGGAGCAGGAGCCCGGCCCCAGGCAGGACGGCCAGGAAGGGAGCCUGGCUCGGGAUCGCCUGGAGAGCACCCUGGCCGAGGAGGCGCCGCGCGCGGAGCAGGCGGCAGGAGGCGGCCACGCUGCAGCCGCCCAAGCGCCCGAGGGCGGCCGGGUGCCCAGCGACUCAGAGGGCGACGUUUACUGCGACACCCUGGAGCACAUGGAGCCCGAGCAGGCCGGACAGGGGCUCUCCCCGCGGGGCACCCGCGCUGGGCACCAGGGCGACGGCGGAAGCGGAGCGGGGAGCAGCGGCCCUGGCCCCGAGCGAGGAGCGCAGCCUGCCGCGGGACAGCAGGACAGCCCCAGGGACGCCGAAGGGGACACCAAAGGGGCCGAAGGGCACCUGGAGCUGGCGCAGGAGGUGGCAGCAGAGCUGGGCGCGCAGGUGGCCGGCACUGUGCGAGCGCUGCAGGACGACAUGCAGUGCGUGCGGGAGCGGCUCGGCCGCCUGGAGACGCUGGCGGCCACGCAGGUACCUGCCGGGCUGCAGCCCCGGGGCGGCCCUGCUGAGCGGCGCYGGGCUCAACCCGCUGGGCUGCAGCCCUGGCUGCCGUGGCCGCUGCCCGUGUCCCCGCGCACGCUGCUCUUCCUCCUCGCCUGGCCCUUCGUCACCCAGUGGCUGCUGCGGCGCCUGCAGGCCAGGAAGAGGUGA
Nothoprocta perdicaria is the source of this 774-nucleotide messenger RNA. It is a transcript of the gene ACBD4, whose product is annotated as acyl-CoA binding domain containing 4. Bases 1 to 774 code for a protein of 257 amino acids. The record is from RefSeq and is a predicted model, not a curated record. The transcript is spliced from 6 exons. NCBI's taxonomy places the organism in Eukaryota, Metazoa, Chordata, Aves, Tinamiformes, Tinamidae.